UAAAGAGAGACAGAGAGAGCGGACUCACAACUUCCUUGCCAGAAGUGAAUAAAGAAGAGGAAGAAAGCAGCUGCCUGCAAGACAGAACUUUACCAACCCUUACAGACAAGGCAGUAGACGAUGGUGCGUGCAAAGACCUGGAUCCUGAGGAAGCACUUUGAGGGGUUUCCUAAGCAUAGUGAUUUCGAACUGAAAGAGACAGAAUUGCCACCGCUGAAAGAUGGAGAGGUGCUGCUUGAAGCUACGUUCUUUAGUGUUGACCCCUACCUGAGACCAUACAGUAAAAUCAAAAUGAAGGAAGGGGACAAAGUUAUUGGCUCCCAGGUUUCAAAGGUCCUGGAGAGCAAGAAUCCCAAAUAUCCAGUGGGUGCAUUUGUAGUCUCUCAGUCAGGCUGGACAACACAUUUAAUUUCUGAUGGCAAAGACCUGUCGCUAAUUCCUUCUAACUGGCCCCAAAAUCUUUCCAAAUCUCUGGCUCUUGGGACAGUUGGGAUGCCAGGGCUGACUGCCUACUUUGCCUUGUCUGAGAUCUGCCGGAUAAAACCAGGAGAGAUCAUCAUGAUAAAUGCGGCUGCUGGUGCUGUGGGCACUGUAGUAGGGCAGCUUGCUAAACUCAAGGGUUGCAAAGUGGUCGGCUGUGCGGGAUCUGAUGACAAAGUGGCCUUCCUAAAAAAACUUGGCUUUGAUGAAGUCUUCAACUAUAAGACAGUGGGGUCAUUGGCAGAGGCCUUGAAGAAAGCUUCCCCAGAAGGCUAUGACUGCUAUUUUGAUAAUGUGGGAGGAGCAUUUUCCAGUGUUGUUAUGGAGCAAAUGAGGAAAUUUGGGAGAAUUGCUGUGUGUGGCAUGAUCUCGUUGUACAAUGACACAGAACCCCAGCAAGGACCCUACAUCCAGUGGCAUAUACUCAUGAAAGAACUAUGCAUGGAAGGCUUCUUAGUUCAGCGCUGGGAAAACAGGAAGGAUGAAGGUGUGAUGGCCUUGUUGAAGCUGGUGGUAGAGGGAAAGCUAAAGUGCCCUGAACACAUCACUAAAGGCUUUGACAACCUGCCAAAAGCAUUCAUGGGGAUGCUGAAAGGAGAAAACACUGGGAAAGCCAUCGUACAAGUUUAAUUAUGGCCUGGAUCCUUCCUCCAAACAAGGCAGCACAACGCAUGUCGACUUGCAGCUUUUUAUAUUGCAGAUUAAAUUGCAGAUUGCUUUCUUGCUAGAAGCUCAAAUCAUACACGUAUUAGCUCAUCUGUAAGUUUUUUAAAAACUGAGUAUAUCUUGAUUAUGGCAAAAACCUAAGGGAAACAAGUUUGUCACAUUAAUUCCGAGGACCAAAGUUAAUGUGAAGGAUGGAGAUCCAGGAGUUUUUUUUAAAAAAAAUGAUUAACUAUUUUAGUAAGAGACAGAGAAAGGAAAAUACUAAGUCCUUUCUCACCGUUUUCUCCCUGUGAGAAUCUGAACACCCUUCCUUAAAUGCAUAUCCCAAGAGAAGUUACUUUGAUAGCAGACAGGAAUCAAAAGGCAAAAGGAGGUGAACCAUUUAUUCUGGCCUAAGGGAGGCAUUGUAUUUAAGAUACAAAUUUUAUGAUUGUAAUAUUUUUUUGUUCCAUUAAAAAACUUGAGCUCAAUCUUGAGAAAUUCUCAAAUUUCAGAAAUAGGCGACUAAAAGGCAUAACUUGCUUCAAUAUAUUGUAUGACAAGAUAUUGAACACAGGCGUGAUAACACCAACCUUUCAGAAAUGAAUUGGAAAGAUGUAAUUUAGAGCAUUUGUAAUUCUGGGGAGCUGUUAAAAGGUGAGCUGGUAAUGGAGUUUUUGUGGUGGGGGUUAAAGUAGAUUAUGAAUUUGAAAUAAGAUGUGAGCUGAUGAGUAGAGAUAUUUUCAAAUAGCAUUUAUUCAAUAAACCAUUAUUUUGUUAACUUUC
Molecule: messenger RNA, 1911 nt
Organism: Anolis sagrei ordinatus
Lineage: Eukaryota; Metazoa; Chordata; Lepidosauria; Squamata; Anolidae
Gene: PTGR1
Product: prostaglandin reductase 1
Biological process (GO): prostaglandin metabolic process
Cellular component (GO): cytoplasm
Molecular function (GO): 2-alkenal reductase [NAD(P)H] activity; 15-oxoprostaglandin 13-reductase [NAD(P)+] activity
Source: RefSeq, a predicted model, not a curated record